AUGGGUCCUGAGAAGAAACCCAUAGAUUGUAUCCUGAUCCAUUUGGCGUUUGUGAAUGCAAUCAUUAUUUGUACCAAAGGAAGCAUAGAUAUAAUCACAUUUUUUCACCUCAGAAAUUUCCUAGGUAACAUUAGUUGUAAAAUGGUGAUGUAUCUGGCUAGAGUGGCCCGCGGCCUCUCCAUCUGCACCACCUGUCUCCUCAGCGUGGUCCAGGCCAUCACCAUCAGCCCCCGGACCUCGCCCUGCAGAAAGUUCCAGCCCAGGUCUGCAUGGCAAGUGUUUCCCUGUCUCCUGCUCUUCUGGGUCUUCAGUGCCCUGGUCAGCUCUAACCUGCUCCUCUACAUCACCACAGUCCAGAGCUCCAACAGCUCUGAAAUCAGACAGAUCACUGGGUAUUGUGACAUGCUCCCCUCCGGGCAAAUAAUUAAGUGGCUUUUCCUCAUACUGAUGGCUGUGCGGGACAUCGUGUUUCAGGGGCUGAUGGGCUGGAGCAGCGUCUACAUGGUCUUCCGCCUGUGUCAGCACCGUAAGCGCGUCCUGCACCUGCACACGUCCAGGCUGCCAGGAAAUGCCAGCCCUGAGACGAGAGCUGCUCAGAGUAUCCUCAUGCUCAUGGCCUGCUUCCUUUUCUUCUAUUGGGCAGAUUUCCUUUUCUCCUUCUACAUUGGCACAUUCUGGUCAAAUAACUAUACAGUUUUAUUUAUUAAAAUAUAUCUGACUUCUGGUUACGCAAGUCUCAGCCCCUUUGUGCUGCUGAGCAGGGAUGUCCGCGUAGAGGCAGACCCGCCCACCGCGGGCCCGGCGGUGCCAGGGCCGCCCACGAGCCCCGCAGCUGGCCUGCUCGCGCGAAGACCGGCGGGAUUCAGCCGCGGACCCCGGGGCGCCCCCGCGCCGAAAGCGGAACCUAAGGCGGACACUUCCUUCCUAGGGGACCGGGAGCAGGGCGGACGCGGGGCGACGCCGAAGCCCGCGCCGUCUCCGGAGCUGCUUCCGGGGACCGAGGCGAAGCUCCGGCCGGCCCCUGCCUCCCCGCGGACGCUGCUCCUCUCGCCGCGGGAGAGACGCGCGGGGGGUUUUUGGGCGACCCUCGAAGAAAUCGACGAAAGACGCAAACACCACCACUUGCUCUUCACCUGCUGUCAGCGGCACGUGACAGCGGCCUCUCAGCCACCUCUGCACCCUAAUGAUUUCUACAUCUGCAAUGAGGUUUCACCCCGCGGAAAGGUGACGCUCAACCUAGGGCGGGCAAGGAUUCCCCCGGCACAGCAGGUGCGGAGACUCACGCUUCCCUCGCCCUGCUCCGCUCUCUGCGACAAGCGGUUGUCGGCAGCUCAGGACUGCGGGGUUCUACCGCCACCUAGCGGUAGCCAGGCUGUACCGCCACCUAGCAGGAGCCGGGUUGAAAGAGGACUUGGCCUCCCAUCACACAAGGUCACUACUAACCACCCUUUAACGCAUUUCACCAUCUCGCCAGCCACGUUUGGUGACAGGGCGCUUUCGCGGGGCUCCGGGGUCCACCAUUUCUUCCAGGGAGAUCCUUCUGGGUGUUUUUGUGAGCGUCGACCGCAUCCAUUUCUUGAGGAAAACGAACAGAAAGCGCGGAAACUGCAGGACACAGAACGGAGCUGUCGACACUGCCUCUCCGCGUCCUCCCUCCGUCCCCAAGCUUGGGCGGCGUCCGCGGAGCUCCCAGCGCCUCACCUGCUCCACCCGAAACGCCCCUGGCCGCGGAGCGCAGGCGCCCCCGGGGCCCCGCCCCGUCCCAGAGGCUGGGCUCCUAUUGGCUCAAAGGACCGGGGUGGAGCGCCGAGGUCGCGGGAGCGGGUGGUCACGUGA
Messenger RNA from Condylura cristata (star-nosed mole), 1836 nucleotides. RefSeq lists its product as uncharacterized. Gene Ontology annotation, molecular function: pheromone receptor activity. Lineage: Eukaryota; Metazoa; Chordata; Mammalia; Eulipotyphla; Talpidae. The transcript is spliced from 5 exons. Gene Ontology annotation, biological process: G protein-coupled receptor signaling pathway. The record is from RefSeq and is a predicted model, not a curated record. Bases 1 to 1836 code for a protein of 611 amino acids. Gene Ontology annotation, cellular component: membrane.